Durio zibethinus is the source of this 1839-nucleotide messenger RNA. Its product is annotated as protein kinase dsk1-like. Gene Ontology annotation, biological process: regulation of mRNA processing; spliceosomal complex assembly; peptidyl-serine phosphorylation. Lineage: Eukaryota; Viridiplantae; Streptophyta; Magnoliopsida; Malvales; Malvaceae. The record is from RefSeq and is a predicted model, not a curated record. Gene Ontology annotation, molecular function: ATP binding; protein serine/threonine kinase activity.
UUAAUUUUAUUUUAAAUUAAUUUUCCUUCAAUCUAAACAUAAAGUAUUCCUUUAUCUGUCAUAACAGUAGCUGCAGGUUCUACUGAUCCAGUUGAAUCCGAUAGAAAAUUUGUUGAUUUUUUUGUUAAAAAAAUUAUUAAUUAAUUUUUUAGAUUUGGAAGAGAAGGGAAUGGCGGAUGAGGAGGAAGAAGAGUGGAGCGGAAGUGAGAGCGGGGAUUACACGUCGGAAGACGAAGGGACGGAAGAUUACCGGCGGGGCGGUUAUCACGCCGUUAGAAUCGGAGACACUUUCAAGAACGGACGUUACGUUGUCCAAAGCAAGCUCGGUUGGGGCCAUUUCUCCACCGUUUGGCUCGCUUGGGAUACUCAUUUCUCUCGUUAUGUUGCUUUGAAAGUACAAAAAAGUGCGCAGCAUUAUACUGAGGCAGCAAUGGAUGAGAUAACGAUCUUACAACAGAUUGCAGAUGGGGAUAAAGAGGAUAAAAAAUGUGUAGUGAAGCUUUUAGAUCAUUUUAAUCAUUUAGGUGCGAAUGGACAGCAUGUUUGUAUGGUGUUUGAGUACUUGGGGGAUAAUCUUUUGACACUCAUCAAGUACUCUGAUUAUCGUGGCAUGCCUAUUCAUAUGGUGAAGGAGAUAUGUUUCCAUGUUCUAGUGGGUUUGGAUUACUUGCAUCGGGAGCUUUCCAUUAUACACACUGAUCUGAAGCCAGAAAAUAUUUUACUGUUGUCAAUGAUAGAUCCAUCUAAGGACCCGAGAAAGUCAGGCACCCCUAUCAUCCUUCCCAAUUGUAAGGACAAGACAGUGCUGGACUCUUUAAAGUCUACAAAUGGGGAUUUGAGUAGAAAUCAGAAGAAAAAGAUUAGAAGAAAAGCUAAGCGAGCAGCUCAAGGGUGUGUGGACAAGGAAGUUUCUGCAGAAGCUGAUGUAGAUCCUGAAACGUCUGGUGCAGCGGAGUCAUCUUCAAGUGAAAAAACAAAUGUGGAUUCUGUUGAAGAACGUCCCACUAGUUCUGGCAAUGCCAAUAGAUUGUCCGAUGCUGAUGGUACAAAGGCUACUGAUCAAGCAAGUCAAGGCAAUAGGAGAGGAGGCCGCUCCACAAGGCGGAAACCGUUGGCAUCAGUUGACUUAAAGUGCAAAUUAGUUGACUUUGGGAAUGCAUGUUGGACAUUUAAACAGUUUACAAAUGAUAUUCAGACAGGACAGUAUAGGUGUCCUGAGGUGAUCCUGGGAUCUAACUAUUCUACAUCAGCAGACCUUUGGUCAUUUGCUUGCAUUUGUUUUGAGCUUGCAACGGGUGAUGUACUCUUUGAUCCUCACAGCGGUGAUAAAUCUGACAGAGAUGAGGUCCUUGUUGAGAAGUAUGAAUUCAGUGAGCAAAAUGCAAAUGACAUGACCGACUUCCUGGUUCCGAUCCUUGAUUUUGUACCUGAGAAGCGUCCCAGUGCUGCUCAGUGCCUUCUUCAUCCUUGGAUCAAUGCAGGCCCCCGACUUUUAGAGCCGUCAGGGUCUUCAUCACAAAGCCAAGUUACGGAUACUCAUAUUUCUGUAAAAAAUAAGAAAGAGAUGGAUGACAGGGAGGCAAUGGAGGUUGGAAUUGGGAAUAUUGCUAUCAGUGCAGAUUCUGCCAAAGAUCUCCAGUCUGCUUCGAAAUCUUCUAGGGCAGCAACUACUACUUCUAGGUAGGACUCUCACCUAAGUUUCUAGAAGCCUACCCCUUCAGUUUUUCUGCAUAUACGAGUUUUGUGCCUGAUGGGACAUUCAAUUCUUUCGAAACUUUUUUUUAUAAGAUAUAACUGAAAUUACAUUCAUAUAUAUUUAUAUAUUAUAUGCAUCGGAAA